Molecule: messenger RNA, 1662 nt
Organism: Drosophila nasuta
Lineage: Eukaryota; Metazoa; Arthropoda; Insecta; Diptera; Drosophilidae
Gene: Grl40a
Product: Gustatory receptor-like 40a
Exons: 3
Coding region: 179-1426 (415 amino acids)
Source: RefSeq, a predicted model, not a curated record
AAUUGGUAGAAAUUAAGUUUUAAAAACAAAAUCCAAAGUCACGAUGAACUUUGCCACGCUUCAGUUGAUGUUUUUUAUUUACUUCACGAUUCGCUGAGCAGAUAAAAUCCUCAAAAUUGGUUCAACUGGAGUCCAAAAAAAAAAUGACAUCAAAUCAGUUUGAGUUGCGAGUUGAAAGAUGAAAAAGCUGCGAGUGCUACGCAGUUCGAAUAUUUUGCUGCUACUCUGUGGCUAUCAACUUCAUUGGUUCGAUGCUCGAUCACAAAACUAUCGCAUCUCUCUGGCUGGAGCUCUCAAUGUGUUCAUCCUUGGAUGCUUCUAUGCAGGAUGCUUUGCUCAGCACUUUCAGCCAUCGGCGAUGCUGAAGACGCUGUUGGAUGUGUCGCCUUUUCUGCAUCGCUUAACUCGUUUGCAGCUGCUGCUGAGUGUCAAGGUCUUUGGCUAUGCCAUCUACGCCUCUGUGCGUGCGGUGGGCGUGGCCAAUGCGCUGACCGAAACGCUGCCCAUGAAGACGAGCUUGAGCAGCAGUAAAAAGUGCUUUUUGGAGGAGCUGAUUGCGCAUGCUUUGCUGUAUUCAACUCACCUUGUGCUCUUCGGCUUUGGUCUCUACAUUGGCUACGAGAUGGAGUUCAAGUUGCCGCCACUGCAAGAUGCCAUGAUUGGAUUUGCGCUCUUUCUGCCACAUCUUGUGAUAGCUGGCGCUUUAAGAUUCUACUGCACACUCGCUUGGUUAACGCGGAGUCGCCUCACACAGAUCGAUUCGGAGGUUCAGGAGCUGCUCAAGCAACGCACCGAACUGGAGGCCAUCACAAAUGUGAGUGUCACAAUUGAAGCGCCUUCUUCUGCUCCUCCAGCGUCUUCGUUUAUGCUGGACAACCUGAUGAAUCUCUACCAGCAACUGCAACAGCUGGCAACACAAUUUGGCCGCAUCUUCAGCUGCCUGCAGCAUUCGUUGCUGCUGUUGUUCAUCAUCAAUGCGAAUUGUCUGCUCUUUGGCAUCUAUUCAUACACCUACUACAGUAGUACCUGGCAUGUGUUGUUCGCCACACGCAAACAGCGCAUCUUCUAUGCGGGCAACGCUUGCAUCUAUGCGUGUAUCGCUUGUGAUUACUUUUGCCUGCUCUUCACACAAACUUGUCUCGAGCAACAGCGCCAAGGUUUUCUCUGCUCCCUCAACACUGUGCUGCAACAAAGGAACUCAUUCACAAAGCGCAUACGCAACGUUGUCAAGGACAUGCGCUCCACUUUGUGGCACAAUUUUCACUUUAAGUUCCUCUCCCUCUGGCGCUUUGAUCUGCCCAACUUUUCACUGUUUCAAGUUUUGCAAUUGCUGAUCAUCGCCUUGAUUGUGAUUUAUCAUUAUCUGAACGAUGCCAUUCAAUUGAUUAACGACAACUUGGACAGCAGCAGCGACAACGAUGAUUAAGAGUGAUAUAACUAUUACAUCGGUUAUGCAUAAUUUCCAUUAUUGUUAAUUUGAGGAGUUGCAAACUUAAUCUAUUUAUUUAUGAGAUGACCAGGCAAAACACUUACAAAGAGAAUGGACCACAAAUCACAAUUAAAUUGCUAAUAAAAUUGUUCCCAAAUCAAAGUUUCAGUUUGUCUUCUUAGAGAUGUAACUAUCGAGUAAAGGAAAAGCUUAAAAUUGAAAUGAUGAAAUGU